GUUACUUUUUAACAAUUUAUGGUUCCGUCUGAAGCAGCGUUAUUAUUUGUUUGUUCGCUCUGUUUUGGAACCGGUAAAAAUCGUAAAAAUCUAAACAUUUGUCGCCCUUCCUAUGUUUGGUGUAAAUUGAUUGAAUUUUAUUUCGCUGAUCAACGGCAGUAUGUUUGCUCGCCAUGCACUGCAGAGAUUCUCCCGUCCAAGAGUGGCGAACCUCAUUCGGGGACCUGGCUCGGACGGAGGCAGCUCGCGUCAGCUAUGGGCAUGGAUCAAUAUGAUGUUCAACCGAGUAGAUCAGGAUCGAUUGAAACAAUUUGGCCCGGACAGAGCCUGUGCCGAGUGGUUGUUGAGAAAUGGAGCCCGGGUUAAGUUCUGCAACCAAAAGCAACUUCACGUUAACUACAACUUUCUACCGGAUGAAAGCGUACCACUGGCGGUAGAGGAGAUUGACGGUACUGAUUCUGGUAUAAGUUCGCUAGGAUUUGAUCAUCUUAAAAAUCUAAAACGACUGAGAAAAAUUAAGCUACACAACUGUGUUUACGUGGAGAACGAGGCUUUGGAUAAACUGAAGUUCGUGGUAGAUACAUUGGAAGAAUUGGAAGUGUCCAGCUGCAAAAACAUCACCGAUCAGGGCUUGCUUUACAUAAAGGAUCUGAAGAACUUAAAAUUGCUUUCUGCAAGUAAUCUUCCAUAUGUUAAAGAUAUGAAAGUUGUCGAACAAGAAUUGAAGAAGUACAUACCAAAUUGUAGCAUCGAUUUGCAAGUUUAGAUUGUGGGUGAAAUCUAGUCACAAAUAUAGGAACAAAUCACAAGUUUAUAUAAUAAACUAUCAAAUAAAUGAUUUUAAAAAAAAUUACUUUAUUCAUACGUUUUUAGAAAUCAGCAUCUUGUACAUAAAAAGUAUCCAAAU
Molecule: messenger RNA, 907 nt
Organism: Uranotaenia lowii
Lineage: Eukaryota; Metazoa; Arthropoda; Insecta; Diptera; Culicidae
Product: ATP synthase subunit s, mitochondrial-like
Exons: 1
Coding region: 161-766 (201 amino acids)
Source: RefSeq, a predicted model, not a curated record